AUGAAGAUAAACUUGAAGAACAAUGUUGUAGAAAGGCGACAGUUUGGGCUUCCGGGGCCUUCCCUUCUUCAGAUUGAUCAUGAUGACAGACCAGAUGAAAGGACUUUGGCAUCUUUUGGUCCAUUUGGUGUGGUUUGCAUCGGAACAGAGGAAGAUAUUAGGUGGGUGUCUCACCAACCGGUACCUGCUUCUUCCAUAUUCACACCGUCUCCACCACUUAUGGCUAUCAAAUCCACAAAAGUUUUUCAUCUGUUGAGAUUUGAAGCCUCUCAUAACCAUUGUCAUGAAGUGGCAGAUUGUGUUCUAGCGACUACAACCAUUGGUAGGGAAGUAAAGUGGUUUCGCACAGUGGAAAUCAGAGCGCCUCCAAUCAAACCGGGGAGCAAUCUGCUGCUGUUAGGUGGGAUCAAAAUCCAUUCGGUGUUUGGAGAAUCCACUAAAAACUCCAAUAAUCUCGAAAGAAAGAAGAAACAUUACUCUCGGUUGCAUUCCAGCCUUGUGAUUCAUCCAAAUGGCUGUGAAAGUGAAGAUCAAUGGAUUCUUGCAGAAGGUCGACUAGAGGAAUUCAUACAUGCUAAGACACUAUCAGCUUCUGAUCUUCGUGAUCCCGAGAUUUCAAGUCUUAUUGCCGUCAAAAUGAAGGAAUAA
This is a messenger RNA of Lactuca virosa, 648 nucleotides long. The record is from the annotation of a GenBank genome assembly. Lineage: Eukaryota; Viridiplantae; Streptophyta; Magnoliopsida; Asterales; Asteraceae.